AGCCAUUCAGUGAAAAUAUAAAAAGUGAAGUUAAUAGCACCACCUACAAAUAUUACUUGCCAUUCUUUGGAUGCAGUCAGCAUGGAUGGGACGUGGCUGCAUACUGUGAUAAUAGCUACUGUAUUACAGAUAAUCUGCUCGAAUCGCGUACAUCAUCACAAGGGGUGCCUUUCAGAAAGAGGUCAGUUUCCUCACGAAGAAUAUUGCGACAAGUACUACGAUUGCUGGAAUGGAAUUGCUCAUACACGACAGUGUUCGGAUGAUUUGUUAUUUAAUCCCGUCACCCUGGUCUGCGAUUGGCCUAGGAACGUGUUCUGUGGUGGUAGAAGAUUAAGGCACAUCGGUAGCCAACUUUGUCCUCGACAAUUCGGCACUUUUCUUGAUCCGUACGACUGUUUUUCCUUUAUCGAAUGUGUUUUCGGCAAGCCCGUAAGGAAACAGUGUGCUCCUGGAACAGCAUUCAACCCAACCAUAUCAGUAUGCGAUCAUUUAGAUCGUGUGAAAUGUUACGGAAGAGAUGUAGUUACGGUCGCUCCACCAACACCUCAAGACGAAUUGGCAUUCCGUUGUCCUUCUGUCAGGGGGUUGUUCCCAUUUUCUAGAAACUGCGCUAAGUUCUGGUUGUGUAGGAACAGUAUACCGGUCCUUCUCGACUGUCCCGUUAAUCAGCUGUUUGAUAUUGUCAAGAAAUCUUGUUUGGAUAAAGAGCAGGCAACGUGCCUCGUAGCUUAAACAAUUGGAAGUAUCGAGGAAUCUAGUUUAAUAUUCUGAAUAAUUUAUGAAUAGUUAAACUUACAAACAACUCAUUCCUCAAAGCGGAAAUGUACGAAGUGUUUCAUCAACGAAAGUUAUGUCAAACGUGGAAAAUUUCUAAACUACAAAGUUCGGGCGUACUUUGUAAAUUUUAUAUUGCUAAUGGAUUUUGCCUUUCGUUAUCUUCACUUGUUAUCGACUGUUUCGUAUUGUAUAAGCUUAUAAUCUAUAUUCGAAAACUGUAAUAUAGCCCAAGCGAAGUAUAAUAAUGUUAUGAAAUAAAGCUUA
Centruroides sculpturatus (bark scorpion) is the source of this 1041-nucleotide messenger RNA. Its product is annotated as protein obstructor-E-like. Gene Ontology annotation, cellular component: extracellular region. The record is from RefSeq and is a predicted model, not a curated record. The coding region runs from base 82 to 732 and encodes 216 amino acids. NCBI's taxonomy places the organism in Eukaryota, Metazoa, Arthropoda, Arachnida, Scorpiones, Buthidae. The transcript has 5 exons. Gene Ontology annotation, molecular function: chitin binding.